AUGCAUUUAUAUGCUAUCUUUCAAGCAUUGUUCUGGUUGCUGACAGUUGAGAAAUCGAAAGGAAUCUCAAGUCCUAUUCCACCAUUUACUACAUACAAGCAUUCGACUGAACUUCAAGCGAAUGUUGCCGAUCUUUGGUGGACAAUCGACGAUGCCGAACGAGAAAUUCUCUUUGAAAUGCAUGUCAAGACAACAGGCUGGAUCGCUUUGGGUAUCAGUCCAGCUGGUGGAAUGACGGGCUCCGACAUUGGCGUUGGAUGGGUCGACAGAGCAGGAACUCUUCAUUUCCAAGAUCGAUAUGCACGUAAUUUCUCGAAACCAAGCAUAGAUAGUACAUCAACUGAUUGGAUUGGUCUCCGAGGUCGUGAAGAAAAUGGAUGGACAGCUAUUCAAUUCAAACGUUUGCUCGAAACAUGUGAUGAUAUGGAUGUGUCAAUCAAGUAUCUACUUCCAUCAACCGACACAACUUACUAUUGCAAAGUAUUUAAAAUUCCACCUCGUUUUUCAACAAAACGACAUGCAAUUGGUUACAAAAUACUUGUCGAUCCAAGCAGUCAAGAUAUAGUGCAUCAUAUGACUACGUAUGAAUGUGAUGCAGCAUCUAAGUUUGACGAUUCCAAAUUGCCUGAAGGUGUGUGUGAUGAUCAUAUCAAUCAGUUCAGUUCGUGUUUGUCAAAUAUGGCCAAUGGAUGGGCAAUCGGCGGUGAUCAUCUAGUAGAAUAUCCGCAAGAUGUUGGCUAUCCUAUUGGCGGCGAUUUUCCAGUUAAAUACUAUAUGAUUCAAAUACAUUUUGACAAUGCUCAUGUAGAAACGGGCCGUCAUGACAGCUCUGGUAUUCGGUUUUAUAUUGGCGAAGAACUUCAUCAAUACGAUGUUGGCUAUCUAACAUUGGGUACAGAGUCAAAUCCGGGCGCUAUUGUUAUUCCACCACAAGCAAGUGAAUUUGUAGUCGACGCCUUUUGUACACCUAAAGCUACUGAAGUACAACAAAUAAUUUUAAUCAAUUUUGACAUCUUUAUUCUUUUUUGUUUGCUUUAG
Molecule: messenger RNA, 1038 nt
Organism: Rotaria sp. Silwood1
Lineage: Eukaryota; Metazoa; Rotifera; Eurotatoria; Philodinida; Philodinidae
Source: the annotation of a GenBank genome assembly